AUGUGGAAUACCCUUUCAGCAGCUUUACGGUCUAAUCGCGAUAUUGUAUUGAAUGUCGCGUCAAGUGGUAUAGCAAGCCUACUUCUACCAGGUGGUAGAACUGCGCAUUCAAGAUUCAAAAUUCCAGUCCAAUGCAUUAAAACAUCGAUUUGUAACAUUGAGAAGAAAGAUGACCUUGCCGGUUUGUUGAAAUUAACUAAGUUGAUUAUUUGGGACGAGGCUCCAAUGGCUAACAAGUGGUGUUUUGAAGCCCUUGACAAGUCAUUGAAAGAUAUCAUGGGUACUACAGAAAAGCCUUGUGAACAAAUAUUUGGAGGCAAAAUUGUUGUAUUUGGUGGUGAUUUCAGAAAAAUUCUACCUGUUGUGCCUAGAGGAAUCCGUUCUGAUAGUGUUCAUUCUACAAUAAAUGCGUCAUAUAUUUGGGAACAUUGCAAGAUGUGGGAGAUGGAAAAAAUUUCAGAACCAAAUGAUGGUUAUGCUGAAAUAACUAUUCCACCAAAAUUUUUACUAAAGGAUUUUGUGGAGCCAAUUGAGAAAAUUGUAACAAGUACUUAUCCAAACCUAUUUGAAAAUUUCACAAAUCCAGAAUUCCUUCAAAGUCGAGCAAUUCUAGCUUCAACUAUAGAGAUCGUCGAUGAAAUUAAUGAUUACAUUACAAAUCUUCUUCCAGGUGAUGAGAAGGAGUUUCUAAGUAGUGAUACUAUUGACCAGGGCCGGCCCAAUAUAUUUGGAGGCCUAAGGCCUUAG
Molecule: messenger RNA, 747 nt
Organism: Vicia villosa (hairy vetch)
Lineage: Eukaryota; Viridiplantae; Streptophyta; Magnoliopsida; Fabales; Fabaceae
Exons: 4
Coding region: 1-747 (248 amino acids)
Biological process (GO): telomere maintenance; DNA repair
Molecular function (GO): DNA helicase activity
Source: RefSeq, a predicted model, not a curated record